AACCAUAAACCCUAAUUCUUCAGGACGUUCUUUUUCUUCUUCUCUCCUCUGGUUAGUCCGUGGAGGACUGCAAAUCGCCGGCUCUUAUCUUCAGUUCUUCAUUUAAAGUGAGAGAAGUAUUUAGAGCUAUGGAGAUCGACAGAGAAGAUGGCAGAACGCCAAAUCAACUGAGACCUCUUGCUUGUUCUCGUAACAUCCUUCAUCGUCCUCAUGGCUCUGCUAGCUGGUCGCAAGGGGAUACAAAAGUCCUAGCUGCAGUUUAUGGACCUAAAGCAGGAACGAAGAAGAACGAGAACCCUGAGAAGGCUUGCUUUGAAGUCAUAUGGAAGCCUAAAUCCGGGCAGAUAGGAAAAGCCGAAAAAGAGUAUGAGAUGAUACUAAAAAAGACAAUACAGAGUAUUUGUGUUUUGACGGUAAAUCCAAAUACCACCACUUCAGUGAUAAUUCAGGUUGUACAUGAUGAUGGUUCUCUUUUACCGUGUGCUAUAAACGCAGCAUGUGCAGCUUUGGUAGACGCAGGAAUACCUAUGAAGCAUCUCGCUGUUGCUAUAUGUUGUUGCCUGGCUGAUAAUGGAUAUGUUGUACUCGAUCCAAACAAGCUUGAAGAAAAGGCUUUCGCUUAUUUAGUCUUCCCAAAUACAACUCUCUCUGAGCUCCCGGAAGGAUCAUCAGAAGGCGAGCCUGUAGAGCAUGGGCUCAUUACAUCAGUUACCUAUGGAGUAAUGUCAGUUGAUGAUUAUUUCCUGUGUGUAGAGAACGGUCGUGCUGCUACGGCUAGUUUAUCUGCAUUUUUUAGGAAGAACUUCCAACAAGGACAAAGAGAUUCAUCCAAAUCCGGUUAAAAAAGCAUGAAUCCAUAAUGGUUUACUUGAGAUUUUUGAACGAUUUAAUAUCAUCCCUGUUGUAGCUUUUUUGGAACCCUUAUCUUCAACAUGUCUAAUCAAAAUCAAAUGCAAGAAUGUCUCGUAUGAUUAGAUGCUUAUGCACACAUGAACCUCUAUUAAUGCUUCAAAUUUAUUAUUAA
Messenger RNA from Eutrema salsugineum, 1024 nucleotides. Its product is annotated as exosome complex exonuclease RRP46 homolog. The record is from RefSeq and is a predicted model, not a curated record. Gene Ontology annotation, cellular component: nuclear exosome (RNase complex); cytoplasmic exosome (RNase complex); nucleolus. The transcript is spliced from 9 exons. The coding region runs from base 129 to 842 and encodes 237 amino acids. NCBI's taxonomy places the organism in Eukaryota, Viridiplantae, Streptophyta, Magnoliopsida, Brassicales, Brassicaceae. Gene Ontology annotation, biological process: poly(A)-dependent snoRNA 3'-end processing; nuclear mRNA surveillance; U4 snRNA 3'-end processing.